Molecule: messenger RNA, 1014 nt
Organism: Ambispora leptoticha
Lineage: Eukaryota; Fungi; Glomeromycota; Glomeromycetes; Archaeosporales; Ambisporaceae
Source: the annotation of a GenBank genome assembly
AUGAAAAGUUUACUUAUAUUUUAUUUAUAUUUGUCAAUAUUGUACAUUACAACAGAAGCAACAGUUUUUCCGAAAGAACACUCAAAAUUUAUUAAGGACGAGAACGAAAAUGAAAAUAAACUGAUGCCUCGCGCAAUAAUAGCAACAACAACAUCUACACCACCAAUGUCAACUAAACAGCCACUGCCACAGUCAACAAUAAUACCACCUCAACCGACAACAACUGCAACUGCAACCACACCAAUAACAACACCAACAGCACCAACAGCACCAAAUAUAACACCAUCAAAACCAAAACCUACCCAUGAACCACAAAUUCAACCACCACCGCAACCACAACCUCAACCGCAACCACAACCUCAACCACAACCGCAACCACAACCAAAACCACAACCAAAACCUAGCCCUAAACCACAACCUCAACCACAACCUCAACCUCAACCACAGCCGCAACCGCAACCUCAACCUCAACCUAGCCCUAAACCACAACCACAACCACAACCGCAACCGCAACCGCAACCAACUUAUACAAAUCCAAAUUCAGGCAACAAUCCUCAAAUUGCUAACAAACCAGUUACAUUGCCUAGCCAAUCUCCUGUGUCUACAACGAGUGUAAAUCCAAAUUUACAAACAAUUCUUCCCAAUUUUUCUUUAUCUGUUCCUAAUACACCAAGUUCUAAAGGUGACGAUCAACCAACGCAUAUAUAUGUAACAUAUUUAACAAGCACUACCGCUACAGCUGCAUUCCCAUCUAAUCAGAUCAGCAGUAAUGAGAAUGAAGACAGCAAACCAAAUUCACAAUCGCAGUCAACUAGCAGCGAUGACUCUUCUAAUCCAGGAAACUCGCCAACUUCAAGAGCAACCAAGAGCUCAAGCAAAAAUAAAAAUCCUAAAGAAACUACGAUAACUAGGGCAGCAAAUGGUGGUAAUUUUCUAAUUAUCGAUAGCUAUUCUGAAGUUGUAUUAAUAACAACUUGGGCUCUUGGAUUUGUAAUAAGUAUAUUUUUAGCUUAA